Messenger RNA from Aspergillus glaucus CBS 516.65, 656 nucleotides. RefSeq lists its product as uncharacterized. NCBI's taxonomy places the organism in Eukaryota, Fungi, Ascomycota, Eurotiomycetes, Eurotiales, Aspergillaceae. The transcript is spliced from 3 exons. The record is from RefSeq and is a predicted model, not a curated record. Bases 1 to 546 code for a protein of 181 amino acids.
AUGGAAGAGCUAUGGAAUGGCGUCAAUUACCAGACCGAAUGGGUUGAGCUACCAGACGUCACAGACGUCCGCAAGAGACUAGGCGCACCCCCGAACCGCACCCAUAGAGACGGCAAUUCGCUUGAAAUCGCACAAUAUCUGGAGAAGACGUAUCCCGACGGUCCUUCAUUAUUCCCUCACGGCUCGACGGUGAGCCAUGACGCGAAAGGGUUUAAUACCCUAGUGGAUACCCUUUUCACCCAGCACGUUGUCCUUUUCAUCCACGGGAUGCCUUUGAACCCGGCCACUGCAAAGGCUUCCAAGGCUACUUUUUGCAAGAGGGCGGGGGUAGACGAUUGGGAGAAGCUUACGGUUCACGGUGAAGAAAGGGUGAAGAUGCUCGAGGACUUCAAGAAAGCGCUUGGAGAAUUGGCGGAGCUUUAUAGAAAGAAUACGGAAGGGCCGUUCCUGGAGGGGGCUACACUAUCGUACGCAGACUUGAUUGUGGGUGCGUGGUUGUCGUUUGUCAAGGCAACGUCGAAGGAGUGGGAGGAUAUCCAGAUGUGACACGAUGGGAUAUUCGGGAAACUCCAUCAAGCGCUGGAGAAAUAUGCGGAGGUUAAUUGAUAACUCAAUGUACAAUAGAAAUACAUCUAUAUUAUUCCCAUUCAUACCCC